Molecule: messenger RNA, 786 nt
Organism: Aplysia californica (California sea hare)
Lineage: Eukaryota; Metazoa; Mollusca; Gastropoda; Aplysiida; Aplysiidae
Product: acanthoscurrin-1
Exons: 2
Coding region: 1-786 (261 amino acids)
Source: RefSeq, a predicted model, not a curated record
AUGGCUCUUCUUUUACUUUUCGCGAUUGUUCCCAUUUGUACGGGUAAAUGGGUUGUAGUGGGGAACGGCGGCGGUGGCCAUGGGGGUGGUGGAGGUCAUGGAGGUUACGGAGGUCACGGGGGUUACGGUGGAGGUCACGGAGGCGGAGGUCACGGGGGCGGAGGUCACGGAUUGGUCGGGUUUUACGUUGCACAAGCCGGUGGUGCUGGAGGUGGAGGUCAUGGAGGUCACGGAGGAGGGGGUCAAGGAGGUCACGGAGGUGGCGGUCAAGGUGGUGGUGGCGGCGGCGGUGGCUCUGGAGGCGGAGGAAGCGGCGGCGGUGGCCAGGCUGGCGGCUCCGGGGGCGGCCAGGGAGGUCAAGGAGGCGGGAAAGGCGGAGCCGGUGGUGCUGGCGGCGGUGGUGGGCACGGCGGGGGAGCCGGCCUGACUGGCCUCAACAAUGGCGGGUUCGGUAAUGGAAAAGUUUUCCUUGCACCAGUCUACGGUGCCUUCGGCAAUAAAGGUUUUGGCGGACACUACGGAGGAGGGGGUGAUGAUGACAGCGAUGACGAUGGCGACGACUACGGCUCUCAAGAAGAUGAUGGAGAUGAUGAAGGAGACGAAGAUUGUUAUUACGGUUAUGGAAAAGACGGGGAAGGGGGACACGGUGGUAACGGCUAUGGAGGUCAUGACGAUUAUUAUGGCGGCGGUCAUGGAGGUGGGAAAGGUGGCUACGGAGGUGGCUACGGAGACGGCUACGAAUACGAUUACCACAUGGAUGGCCAUGGUGCUGGCGGGGACAAGUAA